AUGCACAACAUCAGUGCGCCGUGCAGUUCCACGGCCCACAAGCAUCUGGUGACGCGACCCUGCCUUCGAUUAUCGCAGUCUUUGUCAAAUCCCCAGCCACAGCAGCAGGAGGAGGAGGAGCAGUCGGAGGAGAGGGACCGCCUGGACACCCAACCGAGUAGCCCUCUGAAGCGUACCAUCUCCUCCACGACCUUCGUGUGCCGUCGCAGUCCCAACAGGAAGCGCAAUUUCAUCCAGGAGAACAUCCGCAAUGUCGGCAGGCCGCGAUCGGCCACAAGGCCAACGACCAGUUCGAUCAAAAAGCAAAGGACUAUGUCACAGCCCAGGAGCGCUGCCAGCGUGUCGUCCGUGUGCACCUUCGAGAUCGGCCAGCGGGACAACGGGUCUCGUCUUUGGGUGUCCCUACCCACGCCACCGCGUGCCCAGAACCGGAAUGCUGCAAGCAGUCCAAGCACUCCGCGCCAAAUGCCACGCAGUCCGUACUCGCCCCAUAACAAGCGACGCAAAGCGGGUGUUUAUCUUACGCCUGUGCGGCGUUGCGCCAUGAACCCGGCCUUGAACCUCGAUCGGAUCUCGUCGGACACAUCGCUGAACUACUCCUUGGAUCGCACGCUCUCGAGCAGCACGUUCUGCGUGCCUACAGAGGGUGAGCCCGAGGCGGAUAACGUGUCGACAACCACAUUCGAGGUUGACUGCAGUCAGGAUCAGGGGCACGAGCAGGAGGAUCAAAGCCCGGUCUCCACUCAAAAUGAAUCUUCAGCAGCUAUGGGAGCAGACGUUGGGAAUGCCACCGCAUGCAGCAUUUACUACAGUGCCAAUGACAACACUCAGGAUCAGAGUCACGAAUCGGUGCAAACUUUAAGCGAUAGAUCCCUGACAAGCGAUGAACAGCCAACGGAAGGGGAGACUGCCGGUGAUGGCCAGGAUGAUACCAGAAAUGACACAGAUUCGACUAAAGACUCCUCCCACGUAAUAGAAGCUGAUACUGAGACAUCCUGCAAGAGUUCUGAAAGGAUACAAUCAAUUGAGUUCGAAGUUCAAGAGGCAGAAACGCAGACAAAUCUAGAUGCCAGUGAAGAAAAUUCAUCCUCGUCGGAUGGUCAUUCGAAUACGGAAGAAGAAGAAACCCCUGUAGAGGCCGAAGUAACUAAUCGCGACUCGAAUGCUAGGAGCUCUACUUCAUUCAAAAGUGUUCUCGAAAUGUCCACUCAAAGUGGGGACGGAGACGAAGACACGGAGAGAGACACCGGAGGAACUUCAACGGAAAAGCAGCUUGUGGGCUCCGAUGCCGAAGCAGAUGAAUCGAACGACGACGAAACGGAUACAAAGAAUACUUCCGAUAAAGCGGAGGACAGUGAAGGGGAACAAGAAUCCAGUGUAAUCGGAGGAGAUCUAAGACGGAUUGAAUCAGGACCGAUUGGAGACUCGACAAAUGACGGGGAAAACUCCGGCAAUGUGGAAGAGAUGCCUUCGACUAGUCUAACAUUGGGGCUCACCGAAGAGGAACUUCGCGACGAGGAGGAGGUGGGAGCGAUGACCAGAGCAAUGCCGCCGUCGAAGUGUUAG
Messenger RNA from Drosophila miranda, 1566 nucleotides. RefSeq names its product clumping factor B-like. The record is from RefSeq and is a predicted model, not a curated record. The transcript has a single exon. The coding region runs from base 1 to 1566 and encodes 521 amino acids. NCBI's taxonomy places the organism in Eukaryota, Metazoa, Arthropoda, Insecta, Diptera, Drosophilidae.